AUGCGGUGGUGCCUUGCGUUGCUUGUCUGCUGCUUGUUGGCUGCCGUGAAUGCGCUGAGUAGCUCCGGCAGCCGUCUGUUGGCUGUUCUGGAAGACGCAGACCAGAAAGACCUUUACUCUACACUGUGGGCUGACUUGGAAGCCCGCGGAUACGAUGUCUCGAUUGAAUCCCCCAAAAGUGACCAGCUUGCUCUGUUCAAGCAUGGCGAAAGAGCUUACGACCACCUCUUGAUUCUCCCUCCCAAGUCCAAAGGCCUUGGCCCCUCUCUGACCCCCAAGCACGUUGUCGACUUCAUGAACAAGGAUGGCAACGUUCUCCUCGCCCUCUCCGGAAAAGCCUCUACCUCCAGCGCCGUCAGCUCCCUUCUCCUUGAACUUGACAUCCACCUCGCAAAUGACCGUUCGGCAGUUGUCGUCGACCACUUCAACUACGACACUCUCUCGGCCGCCGAGAAGCAUGACGUCCUUGUCCUCCAACGCCCUAGCCCCGCCCGCUCCGAUGUGAAGGCUUUCUUCGACGGCGAGGGCGUCCUUGCUCUCCCCCGAGUCGCUCCUCAGACUCUGGGCAGCGACAGCGCUCUUCUCGCCCCGAUUCUUGCGGCCCCCGCUACCGCCUACAGCUACAACCCCAAGGAGGGCGUGCCCUCCCCAGAGGACAUUCUGGCUACCGGUUCUCAGCUGAACAUCGUAUCUGCUAUGCAAGCACGCAACUCGGCUCGCUUUACCGUUCUAGGCUCCGUGGAGUCCCUCGAGGACAAGUGGUUCACGGCCUCUGUCAAAACCCCCAGCGGCAAAGAGACCCCCACCGUCAACCGCGAAUUCGCCAAGCAGCUGACUGCUUGGGCUUUCAAGGAGACUGGUGUCUUGAAGGUUGACAAGGUCGAGCACCGCCUGGCCACCGAGGGCUCAGAGCUCAACCCCUCCAUCUACCGCAUCAAGAACGAGACCGUGUACACCAUUGAGGUCUCCGAGUAUGUCCACGACAAGUGGGUUCCAUUUGAAGUCCCCGGCGACGACGAGCUCCAACUUGAGUUCACCAUGCUCUCGCCCUUCCACCGUCUGGGUCUUAAGCCCGUCGGCCGCACCGACACCAGCACUAUUUUCGGUGCCCAGUUCGUGACCCCCGAUCAGCACGGUAUCUUCUCCUUCCGCGUCAACUACAAGCGGCCAUUCUUCACCGCCAUCGAAGAGAAGCACGAGGUUACUGUCCGCCACUUCGCCCACGACGAGUACCCUCGCAGUUGGGUCAUCACCGGCGGAUGGGUUUGGAUCGCCGGUCUCUGGUCCGUGAUUGGAGGAUUCCUGGCGUUCGUGGUCGUCUGGCUGUACUCUGCACCUGUGGCAGAGAAGGUCAAGAAGACCCAGUAG
Penicillium olsonii is the source of this 1368-nucleotide messenger RNA. NCBI's taxonomy places the organism in Eukaryota, Fungi, Ascomycota, Eurotiomycetes, Eurotiales, Aspergillaceae. The record is from the annotation of a GenBank genome assembly.